Messenger RNA from Lithohypha guttulata, 963 nucleotides. RefSeq lists its product as uncharacterized. Gene Ontology annotation, biological process: positive regulation of mRNA splicing, via spliceosome. Gene Ontology annotation, cellular component: spliceosomal complex. Gene Ontology annotation, molecular function: RNA binding. The transcript has 3 exons. The coding region runs from base 1 to 963 and encodes 320 amino acids. Lineage: Eukaryota; Fungi; Ascomycota; Eurotiomycetes; Chaetothyriales; Trichomeriaceae. The record is from RefSeq and is a predicted model, not a curated record.
AUGGCUGACUUCGAGGAUACAAGCGGUGGUUAUGAUGGUACGAUGACUUCACGUGUUUCGCUGUUCAACCUGGCUGACUUCACAUCAGAGGGACGAGGCUACGAGCGACGCGAUCGUUCGGCAUCUCCUCGAGGUGAGCGUGAUGAUCGACCCCGAGAUCGAUCACCCAAUGGUCGUGCUCCUCCACCUCCCCCAAGCGACACUAGAAUGGAAGAAGAGGAAGAAAAGGCUGCAGUCAACACAGGCACAAAUCUUUUCGUGACUGGCAUUCAUCCUAGACUCAGUGAGCAGGAUGUAACUGCUCUGUUCGACAAGUAUGGUGAGGUUGAGAGCUGCUCGAUCAUGUUGGAUCCACACACCAAGGAGUCUCGUGGCUUUGGAUUCGUCAAGAUGGUUCUUCCUGACCAAGCCGAUGCCGCGAAAGAAGGUCUUCAAGGCGCUCAAAUCGAAGGUCGAACUCUGAGCAUCGAGAAGGCGCGUCGUGGCAAACCUAGAUCGCCUACUCCAGGCAAAUACUUCGGUCCUCCAAAGCGAGGAGACUUUGGUGGCAGCGGUGGUAGACGAGGCCCACCUGGCGGUGGCUACCGAGAUCGUUACGAUGAUCGACGAGGUGGCUACGGUGGUCGACGUGAUGAAGGUCGCGGUCCUCCUCGAGGUGGUGACUACGACGGCUACGAUCGACGAGGCUACGGUGGUGGUGGCUAUGGCGGCCGACGCGAAAGAGGAGACGACAACUACAGUGGUGGUGGCGGCCGAAUUGACCGAUACGAAAGCAGCAGCAGACGCGACGACUAUGGCGCAGGACGUGAUCGACGAGGAGGCGGUUACUACGAACGACGAGAGGACCGCGAUCGAAGCUACGGUGGUGGCGCACCACCUGCACGAGACGAGGCUCCGCGAGAGUCUUACGGGGGUGGCCGCGACUAUGCUGCUCCUCGCGAAGAUCGAUAUGCCGGGAGGUAG